CUCCGCCCCUGGCCGCACACCCCUGCUCUCCGAUUUCAUUUCAAUUUUUGCCUACUCCUCUCCCACGCAUCAUCCACACCUGGACUCCACGAUGGCGGCAAUCCGAAGCGCACCCAUCUCCGCUGCCGCAAUCGUUGCGCCGCGCGGCUUUGGCAGGCGCCGUCGCCUUGUCCCCUGCCUUGCGGCGCCUGCAGGAGGCGCAUCAGGAGUCACCGCCUCCGCUUCCCGGAAGAUGCUCCCGCGCUCUGCUCUGCACGCCAGCGCCUCCACCACCGGGGCGCCCGACCGCGACGAGGCCGCUGCGGAAUCUUUGGUGAGAGCGGAGCUGAGCAAACUCGCCUGCCCAAUCUGCUAUUACCCGCUCGUAAGCUCGAUAGAUCACCGGUCGCCGCCAUCCGAAUCCGAUUCUAGCCUUGAAUGCCCUACUUGCAAGAAGUUGUACUCUAAGGAUGAUUACUGGGAUCUGACUGUGGCAGUUGGUUCUACCGAGUACUCCGAGACCAUGCCUGCUGCAACUGAGCUUUUCAGGACCCAACUGGUAUCAUUUCUUUAUGAGAGAGGAUGGCGCCAAAAUUUCAUAUGGGGUGGUUUCCCAGGCUUAGAGAAAGAGUUUGAGAUGGCUAAAGAUUAUUUGAAGCCAACAAGUGGAGGGAUUAUAAUUGACGCAAGCUGUGGAAGUGGGUUAUUUUCAAGAUUAUUUGUUAAAAGCGGACUAUAUUGCCUUGUUGUGGCACUGGAUUUCUCCGAGAAUAUGUUGAAGCAAUGCAAGGAAUUCAUCAAGCAGGAAAACAUCUCAGACGAGCGAUUAGUAUUGGUGAGAGCUGAUAUAUCCAGACUCCCUUUUGUGAGUGGCUCAAUUGAUGCUCUGCAUGCAGGUGCUGCAAUUCACUGUUGGCCAUCCCCAGCUUGUGCUAUUGCAGAGAUCAGUCGAGUCCUUCGCCCUGGGGGUAUUUUUGUCGGUUCUACUUUCAUAGCAGAUGUUCUUCCGCCAGUUAUCCCAUUACUGAGGAUUGGACGCCCGUACAUUGAUCAAAUCACAGGCAACAAUACCUUCUUAUCAGAGCUGGAGCUUGAAGAUCUUUGUAGAGCAUGUGGGCUGGUUAAUUUUACAUUUGUCAGAAAUGGAUUCUAUAUAAUGUUCUCUGCUACUAAAGCAAGCUAGUUAAAUAACUGCAGAGUCACCUGAAACAUUAUCGCAUAGCUCCUUGAUUAUGCAUUGUUCCUUAUGAGCCACCCUUUCUGUCAGCACCGAUAGUUUUGGUCAAGGUAUGUGUGAUGUGAAUAGUGAAAGCGUACAUUUUACUUCACUGGCGUCAUAGUGAGAUUGAUCAUAGGAAUUAUUUAUGUAAAAGUUCAAGAAAAGAUCUUCAUGUAAAGCAGUGGAGGUCCUUAACCUGUAAAUUUUGUGCGCUCUUGUAUUGAUUUGAUUCAAGAGCAUUGAUCGCCGGGCACUGA
This is a messenger RNA of Hordeum vulgare subsp. vulgare (domesticated barley), 1455 nucleotides long. RefSeq lists its product as uncharacterized. The transcript has 9 exons. Gene Ontology annotation, molecular function: S-adenosylmethionine-dependent methyltransferase activity. The record is from RefSeq and is a predicted model, not a curated record. Bases 92 to 1162 code for a protein of 356 amino acids. Lineage: Eukaryota; Viridiplantae; Streptophyta; Magnoliopsida; Poales; Poaceae.